Notothenia coriiceps (black rockcod) is the source of this 2554-nucleotide messenger RNA. RefSeq names its product oral-facial-digital syndrome 1 protein homolog. Gene Ontology annotation, cellular component: centrosome; ciliary basal body. Gene Ontology annotation, molecular function: protein binding. NCBI's taxonomy places the organism in Eukaryota, Metazoa, Chordata, Actinopteri, Perciformes, Nototheniidae. The record is from RefSeq and is a predicted model, not a curated record. The transcript has 16 exons. Gene Ontology annotation, biological process: epithelial cilium movement involved in determination of left/right asymmetry. The coding region runs from base 77 to 2404 and encodes 775 amino acids.
UACACGCCUCCUCGAAAGGACGCCGAGAUGCUUUUUGGUUGUUAGGCUGGACCUUCAAAACAACGACAGUGCAGUUAUGUCUUCGGCCAAAGAAGACACGUUAUCCCCAGACGAGCUGAGGAAAAGACUCUAUCAAACGUUUAAAAGUAAAGGACUCCUUGAUACACUGAAAACACAGCUGCGGAAUCAGCUCAUCCAGGAGUUAAAACACCCACAUUUGACUGGAGGAGAACCAGUCCCACGAACAAUUCCUGGGAGAUCUGAACCCCUUUUGGUGUCAGCAUGCAACAGCAUAGUGUAUGAUCACCUCUGCUCCUCAGGAUAUGAGUACACCCUCUCUGUAUUCUGCCCUGAAAGCGGCCUAUAUAAAGACAAGGUUUUAACAACCGGAGACCUUCUUCAGCUUCUUAAAAUCAGUCCUGAAUCAGCACUUUACAGAUCUCUGUCUUCAAACAAAGAAAACAAGGACAAAGGGUUCCUGAUCAGCCUUCUAGCACAGCUUACACACCAUUAUACACACAGCACUGGUCACGAUGCUGACACUCAGACCACCAGCAAAGCAAGUUAUGGAGACUCUCUGGUUGAGAAGAUGAAAAUGAUUGAUAAGGAGUACGAGAGCUUAAAUUACAGUGGGGAGAAAUGGUUUACACUGGAAUCAAAACUGUCUACCCAUAGAAAAGAAAUUGAAGCACAGCUGCAAGCAGAAAUGAAGACAAAAUGGUUCUUUCUAAGAGAGUCGUCUACAGAGCUGCACUCACAGCACAGAGGCCCCACAUUGGCAGUGUUCAACUCUCCCUGUCUGCUCUUCCUUUUCUUUCCCUUUCUUGUUUGUGUCCAUGCGAUGACGGCAGCUCUUGAAAAUGAAGUGCUGCGUAACCCCAAGCCCUCUCUUGUUGAUCGCUCAGUUCUGGAUCUCAGCGCUGACACGCUGGUUCCCCCUGACAUCUACAUGGACCGAGCUCUGCUGAGGGCCAGGGUGGGUUAUGAUGAUGUCUGUGAAGCAGGUGGGCCCUUCAGAGGACACAAGUCGCCCUGGAGUGACGCUCCAGACUCCGACAUGGAGCUGGUGGCUGAGGCCAAGGCUCGGAUCCAGGAGCUGCAGAAGGAGGCCGAUACCUUGGAGGAAGCUUACAGGAACUACCAGCAGAGGGCGGUGCGCUCCACCAUAUCACACAUGCUUCCCCCAAGACCUCUUUCCCCUCAACGAGCACAUCCUUCACAUCGUCCUGACAGUCCUCUAAGAAAACAAGUCUCCCACACACACUCUGCCCACAAAUCACACAGACCAGAGUCUUCACAAACUACCAGAACCCCCUCCUCGGCCCCCUAUGAAACCAGAAACACCGUACCAGCCGCACAGCCACGAGUCACCUUCACAGCAGAAAAAAACCCACCCCAGUCCCCAGUUUUCACUGAGCACAGUCUCCAUUCGUUGACUGAAUCUCAGUUUCUAAGAGAUGGUCAGCCGCAGAAUGGAAGCAGCUCUCCAUCCAGACGUCUGUCCUCCACACCGUACUCUUCCUCCAGGAAACCGCUUCAGAGAGAGAUUGCAGAAGAAAGAGUCGUGUCUCCGCUGCCGUUCCCGGAUUUGUCUUUUGACAGACAGUUCCCUCGCCCCCCGCGCGACGAGGUGGCGACCUCAGGUGACUUUCCCUCUGAGCUCAGUCCACCUCGCAGCCCCCAGCUCAGGAGCACAGCACGAGACCAGGCCAGCCCACCAAAUCUGCAGCCCGUGUUCUCCAGCUCGGAUUCUUCCCCACAGCCCGAGAGAUUGAGCCUAGAAGAUCUCACAGGGAUUUUGUCAGAGCCCGGCCACAUUCCAGAGCUUCUCCUGGACACUGCCGUCCCUCUCUCUGAGGAGGCCCCUGACAGCCCCGCUGGCCCCCGCCCACAGGACCUCCCAGAACACCCGAUAGACAUGCAGGGCCAGGCGGAAGUCCUGCAGGUCUCAGGUCAGUCUGCUAUGGAAGAAGAUGAAGAGGACGAGGAGCAGAGGUGGGAAAGAGAGCGAAAAGAAAGACUAGAACAAAGGCAAAGGCAUCAAGAGGAGGCCAGAGAGCGGGAGCUGCAAGAACUGGAAAGACUGGAGAAACAGACACUUUUGCAGGAGCUGGAGCAACAAGGACAGGAAGAAGAAGAAGAAGAAGAAGAAACUGGGGCUACAAAAGGAGAUGAAGAGCUGAAGCAAGAGGCAACCAAUGACAGGGAGGAGUCUAAAGGUGAAAAUCCCUUGGAGAAAUACAUGAAGAUGGUUCUGGAAGCCAGAGGGAAUCAGCAGGCCCAGAGCCCGGGAAGAGAAGAAGAAGCCGGACAUACGAGCCCAGGGGCCAAGAGUUUGUCUGAAGGGAAAGAUGACAGCGUUGCAGCAUAUUCACACAAGGAUGAAGAGGAUGAUUUCUGGUGAGCUGGUGCCAUCAUAAACUGAUGAAUUAUACAAACGUAAUGUUUUGUUUUUAAGAUGUUGCCUUUCUAUGUAUAUACUUGUAUAUUUGAUGUUAUAUUCACUCCAUGUUUUAAUAAAUCACAUUUCAUCACACUUUUUAUUUCUUUUUCA